Molecule: messenger RNA, 396 nt
Organism: Aureococcus anophagefferens
Lineage: Eukaryota; Pelagophyceae; Pelagomonadales; Pelagomonadaceae
Exons: 2
Biological process (GO): reciprocal meiotic recombination; double-strand break repair via homologous recombination
Cellular component (GO): nucleus
Molecular function (GO): ATP binding; ATP-dependent chromatin remodeler activity; DNA translocase activity
Source: RefSeq, a predicted model, not a curated record
AUGCCUAUAAGCAAGAUGGAACCAAUACCUAAUAUAUUACCGGCGCGCGGCGAUCCGCCGGUCCGCGCGGGGCCGCCGCCGCCGCUCGCGCUCCGCGACGUGCCGCGAGGCCUCGCGGACGCGCUGAAGCCGCACCAGCGCGAGGGCGUCGCGUUCGUGCUCGCGCGGCCCGCGGCGAUCCUCGGCGACGCGCCGGGCAUGGGCAAGACGGCGCAGGCCAUCGCGGUCAUCGCCGCGGUGCUCGGCGGCGGCGGCGCCGCGGCGACGCGGGUCCUGGUCGUCGCGCCGGCCACCGUCGUGCCCGUCUGGCUCGCCGAGUUCCGCAAGUUCCUCGGCACCGAGGCCCCGGCCAUCGUCACCGCCGACGGCGACUCCCGCGCGCUGUCCGUCGCGGAG